Molecule: messenger RNA, 576 nt
Organism: Bolinopsis microptera
Lineage: Eukaryota; Metazoa; Ctenophora; Tentaculata; Lobata; Bolinopsidae
Product: phospholipase DDHD2-like
Exons: 5
Coding region: 4-576 (190 amino acids)
Cellular component (GO): cytoplasm; COPII-coated ER to Golgi transport vesicle
Molecular function (GO): glycerophospholipase activity
Source: RefSeq, a predicted model, not a curated record
CUAAUGAUGGAUGGUGAUAAAGCAGAGAAUAGUGUCCCUGAAGUGUGUUCAACUCCCAGAUCCAUCACUCAUAACACAUCUGAGGCAUUUGAGAGCAUGGGCAUAUCACUUUCACCAAUCACCUCACCAACCACUUCCCUGCUUUUAAAACCGUCAGUUCACUGGUACUACAGUAAUCCUGGAGGCAGCUGGAAUCCGUUUUCUUAUCGAGAUUCUGAAAAACUAGAAAAAGCAUAUACCACAAGAAUGCCUACAGGUUCAGAUAAAGUACAAGUACAAGUAAGCACGGACGGAGGGAGGUACGACGUAAACAUGUCAGCUAGACAAAGAAUACCUGUGUACUGGGAUGGUUUGGCUUCUGCUAUCAGACGUUGUUCGUGGUUCUAUCGCGGGAACAAUGAUAUCAUGCAACCUUACAACGAGGACAAAGCAAACGUUCUGGAGGAACAUUACGCGACCGCAAUGAAGCUGAAGACCUUCCCGAUGAGGGUUGAGCUCGGCAAUGGUGAAGCAGUGAUAAUCAACUCACACACAAUGAUGGUCCAGUAUACGCAACUUACAGCAGAAUCUGCUUAG